AGGAUAGUCAUGUGAUAUCACAGGAAGAAAUGAAGAAACUGCAGGUCCUAAAAGCAGUUGAAAUCAACUGCCUACAGAAGCGGAUCUGAGCUGAGCUGAACUGAACAGAACCAAAACCGGCCGUAUUUCUGCAUUCGUCUCGAAAUACUCUCCCUUCCAGCAUGGCCUGGACGAAAUACCAGCUCUUACUAGCCGCAAUGAUGCUUAUCACCGGCUCAAUCAACACAUUAUCUGCAAAAUGGGCAGACACCUUCUCAGCUCAGGGAUGUGGUGGAUCCCCAAAGCACACGUUCUCACAUCCCUUCCUGCAGGCUGUUGGCAUGUUUCUGGGUGAGCUCAGUUGCCUAGCGCUGUUCUACAUCCUUGUCUGUCACGACAGACGGAGCCCCGAACCAAGGAUGAAUGCUAACCAGUCCUUUAACCCCCUCCUUUUUUUCCCGCCUGCAAUGUGUGACAUGACAGCCACCUCCAUCAUGUAUGUUGCGCUCAACAUGACCAGUGCCUCCAGCUUCCAGAUGCUGCGAGGAGCAGUGAUCAUCUUCACCGGGCUGCUGUCAGUAGCGUUCCUGGGCCGCAAGCUAUUGGCCAGCCAGUGGAUCGGCAUCGUUGUCACCAUCGCGGGCCUGGUUGUGGUGGGUCUGGCGGACUUUGUCAGUGGAGAAAAGGAUGAAAGUCACAAGCUCAGUGAAGUCAUUACAGGUGACCUCCUUAUUAUCAUGGCGCAGAUCAUAGUCUCUGUGCAGAUGGUACUGGAGGAGAAGUUUGUUUACAAGCACGACGUCCACCCACUCCGGGCUGUUGGCACAGAAGGUUUCUUUGGGUUUGUUGUCCUUUCUCUCUUGCUGAUCCCCAUGUACUUCAUCCCUGUGGGCAACUUCGGCGACAACCCCAGGCAGGUCCUGGAAGAUGCACUGGAUGCAUUUUGCCAGAUGGGCAACCAGCCACUAAUUGUCCUGGCCAUCAUUGGGAACAUUGUUAGUAUUGCCUUCUUCAACUUUGCAGGGAUCAGCGUCACCAAGGAAAUUAGCGCUACCACUCGCAUGGUACUUGACAGCCUGCGGACUAUUGUUAUCUGGGUUGUGAGUCUGGCUGUGGGCUGGGAGCACUUCCAUGGGCUUCAGGUCCUGGGAUUUAUUAUCCUCCUCACAGGGGCAGCUCUGUAUAAUGGACUCCACAAGCCCCUCAUGGCCAGAAUCCCCUGGUGCGCCCGUUUUCAGGAGAGAAGCGCUGAAACUGAGAGGCUCUAUUCUGAAAGCAUAUUAUCAGUCAAUGAGGGCCAUUAACCUUUUCAUUUCUUUCAAAUUCUUUUUUUUUUGGAAUGUGGUGGUGGUACUUCAUUUGUCAGAAUAUACUGGAAAACAGAAAACCAUAUCUAAUUAUGUUUUGAAUGUGGCACAGUAGUGACACAUUUAGAAUUUCUGUUUUUCACAUCAUUUUACGUUUAUUUUUAGAAUAUACUGGAAAAGAGAAAACCUGUGUGGUCUGCUGGUGUAGGUCAUGUUAUAUAACAGUUUCAAACUGGAUUACAGAAGAAACUCUAUCCUAAACAGUAGUUCAUCCGUACAUAUUGAUGAACAAGCCUUUAAGGUUCAAAUUGUGUUACAACACUAGUGUUAUUCAGACAAGUGAUUGCUUCGUAUCUUUUUUUUUAUGUGCUCUAAAAAAGUGAUCCCACUUUGUGUUUUUUUUUUCUGCUUUAAAUAUUAGUCAUAAUUCUCAAUAACUUUCGCACUAAAACAAUUAAAAUAUAUUGAAGUUGAUUGUCAUGGUACACAACACAGCAUAAUCUAUUAAAGGCAUUAAAAAUAAUGUAUUUGAGUUGGAGGAACCUACUGUACUUAAAAUAUCUGAUUUUUAGUCUUUUCCAA
Molecule: messenger RNA, 1868 nt
Organism: Lepisosteus oculatus (spotted gar)
Lineage: Eukaryota; Metazoa; Chordata; Actinopteri; Semionotiformes; Lepisosteidae
Gene: slc35f6
Product: solute carrier family 35 member F6
Biological process (GO): transmembrane transport
Cellular component (GO): membrane; intracellular membrane-bounded organelle
Molecular function (GO): transmembrane transporter activity
Source: RefSeq, a predicted model, not a curated record